AAGGUCUUAGGUAGCAAAGCUUGUUUCUUUUUACAACUCUCUAGUGUUUUAUCCUGUCGCUUCGAACACUGAGUUUAUUUCGACGACUUCAAUGCCUCAACUACGACCUAUCAGCUCGACAUGGUAGUCCAACUACUCCAUGAGGUAGUUGGUACUGCUAUCGUGGUUCUAUUAUACUCCCUCCUGUGUUUGGCGACUAGUUUUAUCAUGAUAUGGCUGGUAUGGGCACAUCACGAGAGGGAUAGCUAUGUCGCACUACUUUCGUACUUUACGCUUUUGGGAACCACUGCUAGCAUUAUUCAGCAGCUUCAUACCUUCAUCUGGUGGAGGGAUGUCAAAAUUGAACAGUAUAAAUAUGCCAUUUCGCAUCUCGGUAGCCCUGAAAUUGCUAUCGCGGGACCUUCCGUUGGGCUUGACCUUGUCCUCUUCUAUAUACAAUACUAUACAUACAAUGCAGAAGCAAUACUUACGCUUUUCUGGGCCAUUUCACUUACGCGUACCGUCUUCAAAUUUACCAAUUUGACGACCUUUAGACGUAUCAAAUAUAGAACGAGUCAACUAGCCAAAGUCGUCGCAGUCAUCUUCCCUGGACUUCUAUUGUGCCUCCUACGGUUGAAUAUAGUCCAGAGUUCACAUAGGGGAUUCUUAAUACUUGCCAACUUCAAUAUAAUGAUCAGCCUAACUAUUGGCAGUAUAUUGUUAAUAGCAAUCCUUAUUAAAUACAUUUACACUCGACGUCGACUUGUUUCAUGGAACGCCCAUUACUUAUUUUCGAGGCGAUCGCAAGAGGCGGGCGGAGAAAUUAUCAACGUGCUGGAUCGUGGAGAUCAUCGUCAGAGCAUAUACGACCGCUGGCUAUUAUUACGCUUCACUAUCGCGUUUGCAGUCUUAGGGGUCUUUCAGCUGUUCACAAUUCUGCUAGAGGUGUCACAAUUGUCAAACCACACGAUGGAAAAACUAGGCGAAUCCGCGGAUUUAUCAAAGGAGAGGGCCAAAAAUGAUUUCUUACUCUUUAUGCCAGGUGUAUCAACAAGUCUACUUGUAUUCAUUGUUUUCGGAACUACACGAACUUUUCGAAAAGCAAUGUAUAAGACAUUCGUCCCGAAGAGGUUUCAAAAAAAGCCAACCGAGGCAGCCCCCGCGACGAUUAUAAUGCCCGACGAAGACAUCCAUGCCAACGAAGAAUAUGGAGCAAGCUUCUGUGAUGCAAAAGGGCAAAGGCCGCCUGACUUGGGGCCGAGUAUCGUAGACGAAGCAACGGCGGCGGCGGCUGAGACAAGCCAGCCUCUAGCGUCUACAGAUUUGGCCAGGGGAUGUUAGUUAAGAUAGAAGACAUUCCUUGACGGUAAACUAUAAAUUCUUCUUAUUCAGCUUACCAAGGGCUAUCAUCGCAAUUUCCUAGCAGUCAUCUGAUAUUUAUUGGGACCCUAAGGGAAUACACGAAAGAAAAACUCCUGCACGGGAAAGAAAAUAUGGCAUAAAGGCUAAUGCUAGGUACUGAGCAAUAUCCGGAUUAAAGAUAGGGAAUGAUACCCACCUUGUUGUUGUUUAUGACCACCCUUCUAUUUUAUCAACCUGUAAUUCUACCAGAUGUUUCUAUUAUAUAUUAGGCUUGAGAAUCAAUCCAUAUAUUUCUUCGUAGUUAA
Daldinia decipiens is the source of this 1646-nucleotide messenger RNA. RefSeq lists its product as uncharacterized. The transcript has 5 exons. Bases 121 to 1320 code for a protein of 399 amino acids. The record is from RefSeq and is a predicted model, not a curated record. Lineage: Eukaryota; Fungi; Ascomycota; Sordariomycetes; Xylariales; Hypoxylaceae.